UGAUUUUACUUAAUGUGACUAACGAGGAAGUGGAGCUGAAAACCUCAGUGUGUCGGUCUUGGCCUCUUGGACCAUGCUGCAUCUGCUCCUCACUGCACUUCUGAUUGCUGAAUCCCCUAAAGAUGUGGACUCCGGUCCUAUACGUGAAGCCAAAGAAGGUCUUCAGGAAGACUUGUUCACCAAGGUGUUGCGUAAUUUGGAGUCUAACUCAGAGACUUUAGAAGAGCUCAUGUCCAAGAACUAUGCAGUGUUGGAGGGAGACAUGAUGUUGCCAAGCGACAGGAAUGCAGUGAGUAGCACGUGGCCAACGCUGGAGAUACCGUACGUCAUCAGCCCAGAAUUAGCCAGUCGGAAGAACGACAUCCUCGCUGCUAUGGCGAUGGUGUCCGAACACACCUGUGUGUCCUUCCACAACCGAACCUCUGAGACAAACUACCUGCUCUUCAAAACCAGCAAAGGCUGUGCGUCGUUUGUGGGCUUCGUCGGCGGUGAGCAGCCUGUGUUCGUUGGGCCCCUGUGCAGGGUGGGGAACAUCGUCCACGAGAUCCUUCACGCGCUGGGCUUCCACCACGAACACACAAGGCCAGACCGUGAACAGUACAUCACAAUUCUUCCCCGUAAUAUUAUGCCAGGGAUGGAGAGAAACUUCGAAAUGCAACAUGGCAAAACCUAUAAUCUCUCGUACGACAUUUCAUCUAUCAUGCACUAUGGAAGUGGGUUUUUUUCAGCGAACGGCCAGCCCACCAUCAUACCCAACAAAAACGUGAAGGACAUGGGACAGAGGGUGAAAAUGACAAAGACGGACAUUGCGAGAGUUCGCCUUCUCUACAGCUGUGAUAUCACACAGGAGAUCCAGCAGGAUGGCAGUGCUGAUGCUGAUCAGAAGGAUGCAGACAUGCAUGUACUGGUCAAAUACCUGUUGUCUGCCAUCAAGAACAUGUACCAAGGUCAAGUUUCUGCCAACAAAUCAGAGGAACAGCAGACAUCUCUUACAGCCUCUCAAUCGGCCUCACUGCAGCUCCUGACUGCUGCCACUAGAGGGCACAAUGCCACCACCGGCGGAGAACAGGCCUAGACACAGCUGUGACUGACUAUUUAUUUAUUAAUAAAACCAAAAUACACGUCCCA
Messenger RNA from Siniperca chuatsi (mandarin fish), 1128 nucleotides. RefSeq names its product hatching enzyme 1.2. Gene Ontology annotation, biological process: proteolysis. The record is from RefSeq and is a predicted model, not a curated record. Gene Ontology annotation, molecular function: zinc ion binding; metalloendopeptidase activity. The coding region runs from base 74 to 1075 and encodes 333 amino acids. The transcript has 10 exons. Lineage: Eukaryota; Metazoa; Chordata; Actinopteri; Centrarchiformes; Sinipercidae.